GGUUUUGCUGAAAAUAUCUUUCAAUUCUAAAAAUACAUUCCAACAUGUUUGUGUGGCUUAAUCCUGAAACUGUCAGGAAUAUUUUAGCAACAUCAGCAACACUCACAACAGUGUUACAGUUCUUAACAGGAUUCCUUAUAUGUUACAGUUACUUAAAGAAAAAGAGCACAGGAGAGACAAGUUCCCUUCCAUUCACAAGUGGCCUCUUGUCAUGCUCUCUUUGGCUUAGAUAUGGAGUUUUAAUAAACGAAAGUGCUGUGAUUCUUGUUAAUUCAAUUGGAGUGUUUUUAUUCUCAAUUUACUGCAUUUCCUAUUAUAUCUUCACCGUAAACAAACGAAGAGUGACACAUCAACUGAUUCUAGUGCUCCUCAUGAUUGCAUUCUCAAUUGCUUAUAGCAAAUUUGAACCCGAUGACGUGCAAGCAUCCAAACUUAAAGGUCUGCUGUGCUGCUCUGUUGGCGUUUUUUUCUUUGCGAGUCCGCUUAUAAAACUUAAAUAUGUCAUCACGACUCGAAAUACUGAAUGUCUUCCCAGACCAAUAAUCAUUGCAUCGUUCUUCGUGACAUUGCAGUGGUUCAUUUACGGUUACUUAAUUAAUGAUAGUUAUCCCAAAUUUCCUCGGUUGCAUACUGUCAACUAUUCAACUAACUCUUUUUGUGAUUUAUCCACCGAAGAAAGAACCGAAGUAUAAGCAAUUAACAACAGAAGACGUUUUGACCUUUUAAACUUUUUUUUAAAAGCACUUUAAGCAAUAUGAAGCGAUCACUUUCCACCAAAUAUGUUGAGAAUUAUGAUGCCAUAAAAGGGAUAAUUUUUGUGCCGGGCAUUAAUGAAUGGAGGGAUUCGAUUUUUAAUUUCAACGUCAAACAUGAUUUUACUUUUGUAUUAAAAUAAAUAGUUUUGUUGAUUCAUAUA
Molecule: messenger RNA, 916 nt
Organism: Clunio marinus
Lineage: Eukaryota; Metazoa; Arthropoda; Insecta; Diptera; Chironomidae
Source: the annotation of a GenBank genome assembly